Vigna unguiculata (cowpea) is the source of this 1302-nucleotide messenger RNA. Its product is annotated as protein FAR1-RELATED SEQUENCE 5-like. Gene Ontology annotation, molecular function: zinc ion binding. Gene Ontology annotation, biological process: regulation of DNA-templated transcription. The record is from RefSeq and is a predicted model, not a curated record. NCBI's taxonomy places the organism in Eukaryota, Viridiplantae, Streptophyta, Magnoliopsida, Fabales, Fabaceae.
AUGAAAAAAGUGCCAGAAAAAUUGCAAGGUUACACAAACUACAAAUCUAUCAAGACUGAAUUGAAAAGACUAGUGUAUGAUUCAAUCAUAGUGGCUGACUUUGAAUUGGGAUGGCAGGCAUUUAUUGUAAAAUAUGAUUUGACCACAAACGACUGGCUCACUACAUUGUUUGACGAGAGACGUCGUUGGGUUCCUUGCUAUCUAAAAAGUCAGUUUUGGGCUGGAAUGUCGACCACCCAAAGGAGUGAAGGCCUGAACGCUUUUUUUGAUGGGUUCAUUAAUUCGGGAACUACUUUGCAACAAUUUGUUGUGCAAUAUGACAACGCACUACGACAAAAGGCAGAAAAAGAAUUUGAAGCUGACUUUGCUUCAUCCAAUACCACUGCUGCAUGUGGAUCACAAUCUCUUAUUGAAAGGCAGUUUCAACUAGAGUACUCGCACGCCAAAUUUGCUGAGGUACAGAACGAAUUUAGGGGAAAGAUUAAUUGCUUCGUGAAAAGGGUGUUCCAAGAUGGAUGUCUGGUGAAGUAUACCGUCAAGGAAGAGUGGUUAUGGGAGGGCAAAAAAUCCCACAGAAUGCAUGAUGUUGUGCUUGACACGAUGCCAACCAAUAUCCAAUGUAGUUGUAUGUUGUUUGAGUUUAGGGGCAUCAUGUGUCGUCACAACUUGUUGACUCUAGGACAAGAAGACAUAGAGUGUGUGCCGGAAAAAUAUGUUCUCCGUCGAUGGUCCAAAAAUGUAAGGAGGAGGCAUAGUUUGAUAAUAGCGGGAUACAAUAGAAGUAAUGACGACCCACGCAUGCAAAGAUACAAAAUGUUAUGCAAGAGGUUUUACGAUUUAGCGGAGGUGGCAUGUGACUCAGACGCUUCAUCCAGGAUGUUGUGUAAUGAGCUAAAUUCUAUUGCAAAAGGAUUAGGUGUCCCUACCAAAUCAAAUCCCUUUAUGCUUUCCCAACAUGGUGACAUUGAAGACAAUGACGGUCAACAUGCAGGUGUGACGAACUCCAGUAUUGUUCGCAGCCCGGUACAUGUUAAGAGGAAGGGGAGACCGAGAACUAACAGAUUGCAAUCAACAGUUGAAAAGCUAUCAAAGAAAAAGAAAACAAGUGCGGCGAAAAACAAGUCACAAAGAAGUUCACAGGAACCUAUGGACGUGAAUGUGCCCUUAGACUCACAAUGUACCCAAUUGACAGACGAAGCCAGCAUUGGACCAUACAUUCCCAACAAUGGGUUCAUGUCGCUGCUGACAUGUAUGGAGGCAGAGAUUGUUAACAGUCAAGUUGCUACCACAAGACUCAUUUGA